This is a messenger RNA of Pocillopora damicornis (cauliflower coral), 486 nucleotides long. RefSeq names its product NLR family CARD domain-containing protein 3-like. The record is from RefSeq and is a predicted model, not a curated record. NCBI's taxonomy places the organism in Eukaryota, Metazoa, Cnidaria, Anthozoa, Scleractinia, Pocilloporidae.
AGAGAAAAAAGUGAUUUUCACUCGCAUUUAUCGAAGUUGUUUGGAACUGAUUUGAAUCUGACCAAUUUGUAUUUGUCAAGUGAUCGUAUUAGUGAUGCGGGUGCUACAUGUAUUGCUGAGGCAAUGAAAGUGAACAAGACGCUAACCAAUUUGGAUUUGUCAAAUAAUGGUAUUAGUGAUGCGGGUGCUACAGGUAUUGCUGAGGCAAUGAAAGUGAACAAGACGCUAACCAAUUUGUAUUUUCGUAUUAGUGAUGCGUGUGCUACAGGUAUUGCUGAGGCAAUGAAAGUGAACAAGACGCUAACCAAGUUGUAUUUGUCAAGUAAUCGUAUUAGUGAUGCGGGUGCUACAUGUAUUGCUGAGGCAAUGAAAGUGAACAAGACGCUAACCAAUUUGUAUUUGCGAAACAAUGGUAUUAGUGCUGCGUGUGCUACAUGUAUUGCUGAGGCAAUCAAAGUGAACAAGACGCGUACCCAAUUUUUUUUG